AUGGUGAACAACCUUGAGGAUCUAGACUUUGCUGACGACCUAGCAUUGCUACCCCACCGUAUAAAAGACAUGAGAGACAAAACCAAGAAACUAUAUGAAAAGGGGAUAAAGAUCGGAUUGAAAUUUAACAUCAAGAAGACCAAAAUAAUGAAAGUUAUGACCAGGAAAGGGGUAACAAUAUCAGUUGAAGGUGAAGACAUUGAGGAAGUAGACCAAUUUACAUACUUGGUAAGUAUUGUAAGCAAAACAGGUGGAACGGAAAAAGACAUUAAUUCUAGGAUAAGCAAAGGAAGACAGGCAUUUGCCAUGCUAAAGCCUGUAUGGAAAUCCAACGCGUUGGACUGGAAUCCACAGGGAUGCAGGAGACGAGGGAGACCAACACACAGCUGGAGAAGAACAAGGCUGAAAGAACUAGAUAACAUUGGAACCAUCUGGAGAGAAGCCAAACAAAUUGCUCAAAACAGAGUUAGAUGGAGGAUGACUGUUUCAGCCCUAUGUUCCGUAAGGGACGAAGAGGACUAA
Molecule: messenger RNA, 522 nt
Organism: Ostrea edulis (European flat oyster)
Lineage: Eukaryota; Metazoa; Mollusca; Bivalvia; Ostreida; Ostreidae
Exons: 2
Coding region: 1-522 (173 amino acids)
Source: RefSeq, a predicted model, not a curated record